Messenger RNA from Nipponia nippon (crested ibis), 749 nucleotides. NCBI's taxonomy places the organism in Eukaryota, Metazoa, Chordata, Aves, Pelecaniformes, Threskiornithidae. The record is from RefSeq and is a predicted model, not a curated record.
AUGGAUGGGAGGCAGCAUGGGCUCAGGCAGCGGGGCAAGGUGGGCUGCCAGCUGCGUCCGGGCAUUUGUCCGCAUGUGCUGCUGCUGCCGGGGCCGAUACCACCUCUGGGUGCCUCACCUGCGCCCAGCCUCGGGCACACGGGACAAGCGGAGGAUGGAUGCGGCCAUGCAACGCUUUCCAGCAAGGCAGAGGAGGAAGAUCCAGACUCAGAAAACGAGAAGCUGGUGGUGAGAGAGCCAGAGGAUGAGGAUGCUGCAGAUGAGACGUUCUCUUUUAAAUACAGUCCUGGAAAGCUGAGGGGAAACCAGUACAAGUCAAUGAUGACCAAAGAAGAACUCGAGGAAGAACAAAGGGUUCAGAGAGAGCAGCUGGCUGCCAUCUUCAGGCUCAUGAAGGAAAAAAGUGACACAUUUGGAGAGAUGUCUGAAGGAGACAUGAAGGAGCAGCUUAGGCUGUAUGAUAUAUAACCUUGCAGCCAGUGGAGACUAUGCCCAAAAGUCACCUUGGCCCUUAUUAUGCAGCACACUGGAGACUGUAGUGCUAUAAACAUGUUUUGGUAGUUAUUUUGCAGUUCCAGUUUGGUUUGCAAAUGCAUAUAGGCCUGUGAUAUAUAUUUCAAGAGACCUGUAAUUUCUCACCCUUUCUAUCAUUUUUCCUGAAGAGUUAUCAUGAUAUUUUCAUCUCGUACAGAGAUUUUUACCUCUUUCUGGUUGGGUCAUACAUCUCAGUCAUACAAAGUAGUUAAACU